ACAGGUAGAAUUUUCGAACGUACCCCAGAAUGUUUGAAGUCACAUACACACACGUACAUAGAUUUAAAUUUCAAUCAUAUGAUCAAAAAUGGCUCUAUCCAUGUCGAGAAAUAACCUUUUUUCGAGGGAUAUUGUACUGUGAUAAAAUCCUGUAAAAAUGUUAAACAUUAUAUCGCGAUGUUGCAACUAUCGUGUAAAAUAUUUCGCAGAAUUAUGCCGAUUAUAUAGUACGAAAACAGAUAAAUUGAAAAACAAUCAACAAAUUCACGAUCUAAUUGGUCCGCCUGAUCCAGUUUCAAACCUGAGACCUAUUAUAUUUGCUCGCUCAGCGAAAGAAACUUAUUUCGAGAAGAGAUAUAUAGAUCUCAGGGAAAAGACUCAAGAAUGGAAUCAAGAAUUCUGGUUCAAACAUAAUACUAAUUUCAGUGAGGAACGUAAACGAUUUCAAGAGUUGUUGAGAGCACAAGGAAAGACAGAAAUAACUGCAGAUGACAUGUCAGUAUUUUAUAAGCAAUUCCUAGAUAAAAAUCGGCAGUCUCAUUUCAAUUAUAAUGUAUCAUGGUAUAAAAGAAAUAUAAAAAUUUUAUUUUAUGGUAUAGCAGCAAAAAUAUCUAAAUUAAGAAUUAAAUAAAUUUUUAUAAUUAGAUAAAUAACACACAUUUAUAUAUAACUAAACACUUAUGUAUUAAAUGUUGAAACUCUAAAUAAACAAUUGUUACAGAAAUUUGCUACAAUCUUUCUCUCUUUUUUUAACCUGUAUUAUAUUAUUAUCUAUAUUUAUAGUCUAUAUUAGUGUACUAUACAUAGUUUUAUGUAUUUUAUAGUUAUUAUAUAAAGCAAGAGUAUAUAACAAGAUACUAGAUUGUUAUAUGACAUUAUUAGAUAUUAGUAAAAAUAUGAGUUAGUACUUUAAUAUAGACUAUAAAUAUAAAUUAUAAUAUACA
This is a messenger RNA of Formica exsecta, 944 nucleotides long. RefSeq names its product apoptogenic protein 1, mitochondrial (gene Coa8). Bases 158 to 631 code for a protein of 157 amino acids. Gene Ontology annotation, biological process: intrinsic apoptotic signaling pathway. Lineage: Eukaryota; Metazoa; Arthropoda; Insecta; Hymenoptera; Formicidae. Gene Ontology annotation, cellular component: mitochondrion. The transcript is spliced from 3 exons. The record is from RefSeq and is a predicted model, not a curated record.